AUGAGCACUGGUCAUCCAGAGAUUGCUGAAACCUAUGUACAGGAAUGCAACUUGCACGGACGAUUGGACGAGUAUACAGCCAUCAAGGAUACUGUGGGGAAAGUGAUCGAGAGUUUUAGACAGCACAACACGAUCCCGGCGAUCAACUACAUCGAGCUGAACGCUCCUCAAGAAAAACGCCUCAUCUUUGACCUCGUCCGACAUCAAGUCUUAGAGCUGAUCAAGCAAGGUAAGAAGUUGGAAGCGCUUACACUCUCGAGGAAACUCUCCGGAUUGGGAUCAGAUGGAGAAGUGGCACAGAUUAUGGGAGCUCUGUUCACAAAAGCUGAUGAUACUCGCUUUAAUGAAAUCUCAAGCCCACUCGCUUGGCAACAACUCGAGUCACGACUUUCGGAAGUAAUCUUCAAAUGUAAAUCGAUAUUGCCACAAAUCCUCGAAACCGGCUGCCAAGCGGUGCCGGCACUGUUGAAUCUGCGAUCGGUAAUGGCGCCGCGACAAGACCAAAUAUUUUCGAGCGACGAGUUGCCCAUUGAGAUUCCGAUCGAGAAACGCUACCAUUCCACGUUCACUUGUCCGAUUCUUCGAGUUCAAACAACUGAACGGAAUCCACCGUAUCGACUUCGAUGUGGACAUGUCAUAUCAAAAGAUGCUCUAGAGAAACUGGCUUCAAAUUCAAGGCACUCUCUUCUAAAAUGCCCGUAUUGCCCUGAUGAAUCAUCAAAAGAUCAAGCACUUCGUGUUUUUCUG
Molecule: messenger RNA, 747 nt
Organism: Mesorhabditis belari
Lineage: Eukaryota; Metazoa; Nematoda; Chromadorea; Rhabditida; Rhabditidae
Source: the annotation of a GenBank genome assembly